Rhododendron vialii is the source of this 3996-nucleotide messenger RNA. Its product is annotated as D-glycerate 3-kinase, chloroplastic. The record is from RefSeq and is a predicted model, not a curated record. The transcript has 12 exons. The coding region runs from base 119 to 1492 and encodes 457 amino acids. Gene Ontology annotation, biological process: photorespiration. Lineage: Eukaryota; Viridiplantae; Streptophyta; Magnoliopsida; Ericales; Ericaceae. Gene Ontology annotation, cellular component: cytoplasm.
UGUGUGGCCUCGAAUGCUAUCCGAGCUAAUCGCUUCCACUGCCGUGUGACUGCCUGCGUGUAAAGUUUUCCCGAAUUUUCAUCGCGAGAGAGAGAGAGAGAGAGAGAGAGAGAGAGAGAUGACGAUGGCGGUUUUGAAUAUUUUAUCGCAGCCGACGACCCCAUGGCCGACGAAAACCGCUUCCUUUUCUCUCUACAGCUGUAACCAUUACUAUACUAAUUGUUACAUAUUCAGUCGAUUCUCCAUCCGUUCAUCUCUCUCCUCGCUUUCCAAAGCUGUAAUUGUAUCAGCAAAACCGAAUCUCUCUUCUCAGAUGCUUCCUCAAUCCCCAAAAUCAGGCACUGAAGUGCACGUGCAAGACAUUGAUGCAGGCUUGGGAUGUUCAUGGAUACAAGACAGCUCCAGCUGUCCUGACACUGUUUCCAACAAUGGAAGGAGGCAACGUCCAUUGCAUUCUGUUUUUCCCUCAAAACCCGCAGAAGUUUCCUCUGUACAGGACCUUUUUGAAUUUAUAUGCUCAGGCCCACUUCUAAACAAGGUGGGCAUGACUUCAGAGAUGGUGGCCGAGUCCAUCGACAAGUGGUUAGCGUAUGGAUUACACCUUUGCAGGUUGUUUCAACUAAAUGAACUCUACCUAACACUACCUCAGAAGGCUAGGUUUUAUCACUACUAUAUACCAGUCUUCUUAUGGUGCGAACAGCAAAUUUCUCAUCACAGUUCCAAGUUUAAAGAUGGAGAAGAGGUCACUCCUAUAGUGAUUGGGUUUAGUGCCCCUCAAGGUUGUGGAAAGACUACACUAGUCUUUGCUCUUGAGUAUCUUUUCAAAGUCACCGGGAGGAAGUCUGCUACAGUAUCCAUAGAUGAUUUUUACUUGACUGCAGAUGAUCAGGCUAAGCUGAGAGAAAGCAAUCCAGGAAAUGCACUUCUAGAGUUGCGUGGAAAUGCGGGAAGCCACGAUCUUUCAUUUUCUGUUGAAACAUUGACAGCUCUAAGCAAAUUGACUAAAGGAGGUAUGAAGAUGAAUCUACCUCGAUAUGAUAAAUCUGCAAACAACGGUAGGGGUGACAGAGCUGAUCCUUCAACAUGGCCAGAAGUUGAAGGGCCUCUUACUGCCAUCCUGUUUGAGGGCUGGAUGCUUGGGUUUAAGCCCCUUCCAGUUGAAGUAGUCACGCCUGUUGAUCCACAGCUUGAGAUAGUGAACGAGAAUUUAGAAGCUUAUUAUGAUGCAUGGGAUAAAUUCAUAAAAGCAUGGAUAAUUAUCAAGAUUAAAGAUCCAAAUUGUGUCUACCAGUGGCGAUUGCAGGCAGAGAUUGCCAUGAAGGCUGAUGGAAUGCCUGGGAUGUCUGAUGAGGAGGUUGAGGACUUUGUUUCACGAUAUUUGCCUGCCUACAAGGCUUAUCUCCCUGCACUUUACUCAGAAGGACCCAAUGGUUCGGAUCCAGAACGGCUCCUUGUCAUUGAAAUCGAUGAAGGGAGGAAUCCCAUCCCUUAAUUAGGUGAUAACUGUCCAGAUUAUUUUGUGCUGUAAAUCCUUUUUUAAUCUUGCAGAAUUCAUAAUUGACGUGGGCAUGCUUUAGGAAAGAGCAUCAUUACUGUUUUGUGUUUUUCAUAAUUGUACGUGGUUUAAACUCAUGUAAAGGGAACUGAUAUUACAUAAUGCAAAUUGCUAUUGCAAAGAAAGAAGGUUUUGCUAUCUGUUAGAAACUAUCUGGCACAUUUCAAGUAAAACGAAGUGUUUAGAAGUAGUCCCCCCGGUAACCCAUUGAUGUUAAUCAGAACACAUUAAAACACUAAUAGAUUUAUUUAGACUCAUUAGCCAACUGGAAAACUCAAUACCCUUUAAGACACUCCAGGCAACUGAUAAAAGAAGCAGAAACGAAAACGACACCCACACUUGAGUGGUAUAUAAGACAGGCUUCCAGUAACAGAACUUAGGUGCAAUCACUGCAGUCUGCAGAGAACAUCCAAACAACACUCGCAAGCCUUGUCCUUGGGGCGACAUAAGCAGCAACACAUCGUGAACCAACUGCCCAAAGUUGUGUGAAAAAUAAGAAGGGAUAAAGCUAGAUAGUUUUCUUUUUCCCUUGUUUUUCAGAUCUUGGAUUUUUGUGGGACAUGCAAAUUCAAAACCGACGGUGCAUAAUCUCUCAAAGCCACUCGUCUUACCACACGACCUAAAAAACAUAUACAGUUAGUGAGAAUGCAUUACCAACUGUGAGACUAAAUUAGGUCUAUUUGAUCUGUUUUUCUCUAUGCAUAUUUAAUGUCAUAAUGUUAUUUGCGUGUUCAUCUUUUGAAGAAAGAUGGAAUACGUAAGCAAACCUUAAAUGUCGUAACGGAAUAAAAUGGAUUAGUGUAAUUUGAAAAACAAUCCCAUUAAAAAGCUAUCAGUCAAUUUUAGAAGGAAGUGAAAAAAGCAGACUUAACAAGUCAAUUAUAGUGAAACAUAUACUCCUGUACAGAAGGAACAUGACUUAUUGAGAAGGAUGGAAGAAACACAAACCAAGCAUGGAGGCAGCCUUUGUGUGUUCAUGCCGCGGUUUGAUACGUUUCAAAGUAUGCCAUAUUUUGGGAGGCUGGGGCGUCCAUUUUUCCUUGUGAUUUCCUUGUGAUUCAAUGGAUUAAGAAGUGGGCAAAAAAAGAGAGAGUUAUGUGGUUUUAGCUCAAUUGUUUCUAUUGGUUGAUUCAGAUCCAACUUGUCUAACAUUUAUAGGGACUGAGGGGCAAAAGGUUUUGCUCACAUCUUACUUGGAUCCGUAGAAGUGCCGAAUAGUGGCCCCAAAGCAUUAGUAAUGCUACAAACGUAGAUGUUCGGACACAUAUCGUCCGAUGCACGUGGAACCCAUGGAAUGCACGUAGGAUCCGCACAUAUUGAAUGACUUUGGAUACAUCUAUGUCCGGACGUCUUUGUGUGAAUCAUUUUCCUGUUGGUAAUUGGUGUUAAGGUUUUGGAAAUGGCUGAUUGGGGAAAAAAAGAAGAAGAAGCACUAAGAUUAUAGUCUUAUAGACAUGAAUAAAAAUAGGCUGCUGAUUUUGCCACUCCCUUUUUUGUUAACGCCGCUCCCCUGCAAGUAUAUUUUUGGUGCAAAAAUACACUUACAGUGGAGUGACGUUAACAAAAAAAGGGAGUGGCAAAAUCAUUUUCCUAAAAAUAUGGGGCCUCUUAUCAAAUUUGAAGAAUUGGAGGAUACACUACAGCUGAAGAGGAUUUGAGGCUAAACUUUAUAUGACAUAGGAGUUGGUUAUUAUUGCCAGGUUGAGAAAUUAAAGGACAAAUAAAGUAUAGGAUCUAUUGCUUGCUCUGAUACCAUAUUAGAUUAUUAACUACCAAUUCAUCUAAAAGCUUAAGCGGUUUACGGUUAGAGGGAAUGAUAACUUUAUUAUUUAUACCUUCAACAGUCUUGCGCCUGACUAAACUUCGGAUCCAGUAAGUUGAAGUGCAAGUUUUUACUGAUUUCAUGGUAACCAAUUUUAGUCCAAAAAAUAAGAGGAACGUUUCAUAAGACCUGUACCACCAGUGUACCAAAAUGAUUAAAACCAGCUUAAAUGAAAUAGAAAUGGUGAGAUUCGAGAAGAAAGUUCUUGUGGAACAUUAUGAUAUACUGAAUCAAGACAUCAAGGAAUUUGUGGAAGUACAUCAUUAAUAAACCAAAUGCUUGUGCCCGGUCUUUUUAUUUGGAAGUAAACAGAGAAAACAAAAAAAUCAUAAUUUGACAGAAUUGCAAGUUUACAGAGGCACUCAACACUCUCACUAGGCCAGUGAAGGCUACGAACAAACAGACAACAACAAUAAUAACAGAACUCAUGUAGUCCUCAAUCAUUGGAAGUAUGAGCUACGAACAAAUAGAACAAAGGAAAAAAUAAAACGAUGAAAUAAGGUGAUGAUAAACCAUAAACAUUGGCCUAAUAAUCCCUUGUGCAUGAAUAAAUUAGGAGCAGUUACAACAGAGAAUGUCCAAACAACACUCGCAAGUCUCGUAGCAACAGCAACAACAG